CAAGAUCUCUGUCCUUGCCGAUCGAUCUCAGAUCUUCUGAAUGAGUGAUCUCCCAGACAGAGGGGAUGAGAGCCAAAAAGAUUAUUUUAUUUUAUUCUGUUUUUUUAUGCUGUUUUCCCUUUUUUCUUUUUUGAUUUGGUAGAGAUGAAAGUGAAAUUCAGUGAAAAGUGCUACUCCAUAUAUACGACUUGGUCAGAGAAUGCUAGUAUGCUACGAGUCUACGAGGUUGGCCACCGCGUGAAGUUGAAGUUGCCGAUAACCUUUUUGUUUCUACGAGCUAUAUAACAAGGGCGAAGGGGAGGGAAGGAAUAAUCUUCAACAUAAAACUUUACCCAAACUCUUCUUUUCUGUGGACUGGGCAACCUAGCACCGCUCAAGAGAAAUUGUUUUUUUAUAGGAACUGUCAAUUCAAGUUUUGGAAGUUGAGAGGGGUAGAAAGACCAGAGAUGGCCGAAAUGUCUACUGUAAGUCAUGUUCUGGUUAUUCCUUACCCUAUACAUGGUCACAUAACCCCGAUGGUUCAACUCUCGAAGCGUUUAGCCUCAAGAGGAGUUGCGGUGACAGUCAUUACCCCAACAUCAACUAGUGCAUGCAUACAGGUAAGUUCAAGCCUAAUCAGGAUUGAGUCUAUCCCUGAUGGUGUGAAACCAGAUUCUGGCUUUGAUGCCAUUUCUGACUGGCUCAAGGACUUAGUCUCCAAUAACUUGGCUGAGAUCAUGUCUAAAGUCACUGGUUCUGGGUGUGUUUUGACCACCGUGGUAUACGACUCAAUCAUGCCAUGGGUGGCUGACUUAGCGCACCAGCUAGGCCUGAGAGCAGCUGCAUUUAACAGCCAAUCAUGUGCUGUUUUUGCAGUAUACCAUCAUACUGAUCAGGAGAACUUGACUGCUCCAACUGAAGGAUCAACCGUGUCACUGCCUUCAAUGCCACCAUUGGGGUUGAAUGAUCUUCCAUCUUUUGUUCGCAAUAAGAGCUCCUAUUCUUCCCUACUGCGGUUCGUUUUGAGCAGAAAUUUGAAUACGCAGAAAGCAGACUGGCUCUUGUUCAACACUUUUGAUGAAUUGGAAAAGGAGGUACUUGAGUGGAUGGCUAGCCAAUUUCCACUCAAAGUCAUUGCUAUUGGGCCAUUACUUCCAUCGAUGUACCUAGACAAGCGAGUAAGAGACGAUGACAACUAUGGCCUGAGUCUUUUCAAGCCAAACAAUAAUGACUGCAUGGAGUGGCUUGACUCCCAGGAAACUGGUUCUGUUGUCUAUGUAUCUUUCGGGAGCUUAGCCAACUUGAAGGACGAGCAAAUGUGUGAAGUUGCGCAGGGCUUGAUCCAAAGCAAAUGCAAAUUCCUGUGGGUGGUCCGGUCCUCUGAGCAGAGCAAACUCCCGAGCAAUUUCUCGCCAGACAAAUUAGGAGCGGGCAUUAUCACAAACUGGUGUCCACAGCUGGAUGUCUUGUCCCACCGAGCUGUAGGGUGCUUCGUUACUCACUGCGGAUGGAACUCAACUCUGGAGGCACUGAGCCUCGGAGUCCCUGUGGUGGCCAUGCCACAGUGGACCGACCAACCCACCAAUGCAAAGUAUCUCGUCGAUGUUUGGGAUGUAGGGAUCCGCGUUAUGGCCAGCGAAAAUGGAAUGGUCACAAGAGAAGAAGUAGAGAGGUGUUUGGUAGAAGUGAUGAAGGGGGAGAGAGGGGUUAUGCUCAAAGAGAAUGCUGCGAAGUGGAAACAACUGGCUAAAGAAGCUGUUGAUGAAGGUGGAAGCUCCGACAAGAACAUUAAGGAGUUUGUGUCUGCUAUUUCUAUGUAACGCCAAUCAGUGAGCCUGACUCACAGUAGGUUUAUAAAUUGGCAUAUCAGAGAUCAAUGUAUUCACGAUAUUCAUAUAUUAUAUUACUCCAAAUUUCAAGGCAAUUACCACAAUCACAAAUCUACUUUUAUUUGCUUCA
This is a messenger RNA of Ipomoea triloba (trilobed morning glory), 1938 nucleotides long. Its product is annotated as UDP-glycosyltransferase 74E2-like. The transcript has 4 exons. The record is from RefSeq and is a predicted model, not a curated record. Gene Ontology annotation, molecular function: UDP-glycosyltransferase activity. Lineage: Eukaryota; Viridiplantae; Streptophyta; Magnoliopsida; Solanales; Convolvulaceae. The coding region runs from base 447 to 1799 and encodes 450 amino acids.